Messenger RNA from Batrachochytrium dendrobatidis JAM81, 693 nucleotides. RefSeq lists its product as uncharacterized. Lineage: Eukaryota; Fungi; Chytridiomycota; Chytridiomycetes; Rhizophydiales. Bases 1 to 693 code for a protein of 230 amino acids. The record is from RefSeq and is a predicted model, not a curated record. The transcript has a single exon.
AUGAAACUAUCAAUCACCAUACUAUCAUCAAUCCUGGCUGUUUGCUCGGUUACUGUCGCCAAUCCAGUCGAUCCCAGUUCGACCAUGAGUGCUGAAGCUAGUGUUUCGACAGCUUCUCCUGACGUGGCUAUAGCUAGUGGGUCUGUUUUUACAAUUCCUUUAAAUCCGUAUAUGGCUGAUUGCCAUCCAAUUACGUCUAAGGGAAUAAAGAUGAUCGGAAACUACGCGGAUAGUAAACAUGGUUUCGACAGCGCAAAGAAACAGCUCAUCUUGAAAAAGCAGGAGAUUAAAAAUCAAAAAAAAGGGAUAAAGGCGCUAAAAGAACAACUCGAUUCUUUGUCAAAUCAAGCUAAGGAUUCCCCUGACCCUAAAGAUAUUGAGGAGAGUUUUUACAGUAUUUCACCAGAGUAUUUUGGACGGCUUAGGGCUCUUGAAAAACUUGAAAAAGAGUGGAGGGAACUAUCGGAAAAGUAUAAAGAGAUGCGCAAGGUAUUGGCUGUCUUGAAAUCGGAGCUUUAUGACUAUCUCGUGAAACAUGAUACGACAGGGUCGGUGGCUGCUGGUAGCACUGUAGACCUGGAAUCAAUUCCCGGAUUUAAGAAAUGUUUCAAGUUUUUCUACAAUCGCUCAUUACGGCGAUCGCCACAAUCCGGGCAUGGUUCUGGUUCUCGGCAACGAACUCCUCAAUCAUAG